Messenger RNA from Conger conger (European conger), 3138 nucleotides. Its product is annotated as transcription factor Sox-1a. Gene Ontology annotation, biological process: regulation of DNA-templated transcription; cell differentiation; anatomical structure morphogenesis. NCBI's taxonomy places the organism in Eukaryota, Metazoa, Chordata, Actinopteri, Anguilliformes, Congridae. The record is from RefSeq and is a predicted model, not a curated record. Gene Ontology annotation, molecular function: DNA-binding transcription factor activity, RNA polymerase II-specific; RNA polymerase II cis-regulatory region sequence-specific DNA binding. Bases 230 to 1237 code for a protein of 335 amino acids. The transcript has a single exon.
CUCUACUCCGUAAGAGAAAGUAGCUCAAAGACGCUUUUCAUCACAGUGGAUGUGAAAAAGAAGUGGAGAGACAGAGAACAGUCCAAAGAAGUAUCAUUAUCGCACUGGAUUAUUUGACUUUUUUAUUUUUGUCCUAUUUUUGUGGAGGCUUGAUCUGUUGCGCCAACUGAACCGGACGCGUCGAAACUGAAUGUUUCUCUGUAUUGGUUGAAACAUUAAAGCCAGGUGAAUGUAUAGCAUGAUGAUGGAAACGGACCUGCACUCCCCAGGACCCCAAACCAAUACUAAUUCGGGACAAACCUUGCCGAACAACGGGAGCAAAGCUAACCAAGACCGAGUAAAAAGACCUAUGAAUGCCUUUAUGGUUUGGUCUCGGGGACAGCGGAGGAAGAUGGCACAGGAGAACCCCAAAAUGCACAACUCUGAAAUCAGCAAGAGGCUGGGUGCCGAGUGGAAAGUUAUGUCGGAAGCGGAGAAGAGACCCUUCAUCGACGAGGCAAAGCGGUUACGGGCCAUGCAUAUGAAAGAGCACCCGGAUUACAAGUACAGACCCAGGAGAAAGACCAAGACACUGCUCAAAAAAGACAAAUACUCUUUAGCCGGCGGUCUGCUUACCGGGGGUGGCGGCGGAGGUGGUGUCGGUCUUGGGGUCGGGGUGAGUCUAGCUGGGGUCGGACAGAGGUUAGACAGUCCCGGGAGUCACGGAGGCGCAGCUAGUGCCGGCUAUGCACACUUAAACGGCUGGGCAAACGGCGCCUAUUCGGGCCAGGUGGCAGCAGCAGCGGCGAUGAUGCAAGAAGCGCAUAUAGCUUACAACCAGCACCCGGGCAGCGGAGCGCACCAUCACCAUGCGCACCACCCGCACAACCCCCAGCCCAUGCACCGCUACGACAUGGCUGCCCUCCAGUACAGCCCCAUCUCGAACUCCCAGACCUAUAUUAGCGCCUCUCCGUCUGGAUACGGAGGGAUAUCUUACACACAGCACCAGAACACGACCUCCUCGGGCUCUAUCGGCGCACUGGGGUCUCUGGUGAAAUCGGAACCAAGUGUAAGCCCUCCGGCUACCGCUCACUCUAGAGCUCCCUGUCCGGGGGACUUGCGGGAAAUGAUAAGUAUGUAUUUGCCCACGGGGGAGCCUGGUGACCCGUCUGUUCAAAGCAGACUUCAUGCAUUGCCACAGCACUAUCAAAGCGCUACAACAGGGGUAAACGGAACGGUUCCACUAACACAUAUUUAAAAAAAGAAUAAUACGAUAAUUCAACCUGCAGCGAGCGUAAGAAAACUCGUAACCAAAUAUUUACCUCUUUUUAAAGGUCUUCACCUACCUACCUUUUGUACAGAAUGUUUUGGUGUUCUUGUAAAUUGAAGGUACAAAAUAUUUUGUUUGCAUUUUGAAACAGAAACGAUAUUGCAGAAAAAAAUAUUAGGAUUUCUGUUAAUUUUAAGUUUACUUUAAUUGAAGGCUAUCCAAAGUUUUGAAACAAAUGCGCUGUUUCAGUGAGUUUAGUGUAUCUAUUUACCUCGAUUUUAUUUGCAGAUUCCCAUGAGUUUUCAGAACUAACGAAACCGAAUAUGGUCCCUGUAUUUGAAGACACAUCAAACAUGUUUCAGUUAAAGAUUUCUUUAUUUUCCGUUUUACACAUGCGUUUGUAAACGUAAAAUUCUGCAUCUGGAUUUUCUUUCUGUUGUAAUAUUUCUUGAAAUUGUAUAUAAGUUUUGUAAUAUCCUAGAAGUUGUCAAGAGAGUGCAACUGUAAAUAGUUUACUAAAUGAAUUUCUGCCAGAAAAGAACGAUAUCAUGAUAUUGCGCUGAAUUAUGAGUUAAAUAAAUUUUGCAUAUAUGUUUCCCUGGUUCUGGAAAAAAGUGUAACAUAUUUCAUUGUUUGUCUCAUUUUGUGUUAUGAAUGCGAAUGCAAUUCAGUUUAAGUCCAUGUUCAUUUUAAAUAAAAUAUUAGGCUAUGUUCCCUCUCUAAUGACAGAAUGCCCCCGCUACACGCGCAAUGUAGCCUAUAGUGUCAAUAUUCUGAUCUAAAAUUUUAAAACAGACCGAUUCCUAGAAGUGAUUGCGAGGAACUUUAUAUACAAAACACAAGCUUACUAGUACCCAAAAGAAGAAUCUAACAAAUGGCAAUGGCAUGUAAUUACAUAUUAAUAAGUAAUUGUCGUUACUGAUUAAUCAGUAAUGAUCGACAUAAUUAAUUAUUACACAGCUUUGACAGCUUUGAGCUUUUGUUUAAUAUGAAUAGAUUGGCCCCGCGGGCCAAAGGUAACAUCGAUGAAAAAUCGCCGCAGAAAAAAAUAUUUUAAUCCAAUUAAUAUAAUUGUAAUAAUCAAAUUAUUAUUCAAAUGAAAAUUCAUGGCUAAUUUUCAGAUAGCCUGUAAAUUAUGGUAGCCAAACUGGUUGACGUAUCAGAUCAGAAUUUUAGAAAUAUGUGUGAUUUGUAUGAGUUAUUAUUAUUAUUAUUAUUAUUAUUAUUAUUAUUAUUAUUAUUAUUAUUAUUGCUGCUGUUGUUGUUGUUGUUGUUGCUGUUGUUGUUGUUGUUAUUGGCUUGUGUCAAAUUUAUGAUAGCCUAUAAAUGUAAGCAGAUUUUUUAAAGUACUCAUUGUUACACACACAAAUCCUAAGACAGUGUCUUUAAAGCUAAGCAAUUCAGUUACACUGUGAUGGGUAAAUAUGUUAUUUUAUAAUACAUUUUUGUUUUUCAGUUUAGUAUCAAUACGAUUUUUACGAGUAGGCCAUUCUGUUUAGAGUUGUGAGAAUUACAGUAGCCUAUUUCUGGGUAAUACAAUCGUUAUGCAAACUAAAGGCUCUUUUCUGAUUAAUCAUAAUUCUCUUGGAAGUGUUACAUUUGUUUGUAAAGUGGACAAAGUCUUUGUAAUGAAACUGUUAUUGGCAACGUGUUUAAUUACUCACUUUGAAGGUACGAACUAGUUUUUAAACGGUUCCCUUUCUGUUGACAUUGGUUCCAACACAUCAGCAUGUUGAUUUACAAAGGAAUCUUCGUCUUUUGCAUUUACUUAAAUAAUUGAAACAAACAGCGUACAGCUGAUAUAUGAAUUAAAAUGUUAAAUGGAUUGUGCCACCGCAUUUUUCACAUCAUGACAGAACAACGAGAGAGAAUAAACUAAUUACAUACAA